Molecule: messenger RNA, 1101 nt
Organism: Dovyalis caffra
Lineage: Eukaryota; Viridiplantae; Streptophyta; Magnoliopsida; Malpighiales; Salicaceae
Source: the annotation of a GenBank genome assembly
AUGGACAGCCCACAAAGAAUAUCCAUUAAAGAACCUCAAGUAAUCCUCUCUCCAUGCAACAGUACUACUAGAAGAAGAAGAAGAAGAAGCAACGAUUCAAACUCACCCGAAUUUGAGUUCUGGAAGGUCCGAAACCCAUCUUUCCCUCAGCCAAAUCUUCUUUCAGCUGAUGAACUCUUUGUUGAUGGUGUUCUCCUCCCUCUUCACCUCCUCCACCACCAAAAUAACAACAAAAACAACAACAACCCUGACCCGGACGAGCCCGAGCCCGAGCCCGAACCCGAACCACCCAACUCUCGAACUGACCCUGAACCCGAAAUUUCACCAGCAAGCAUAACCGCAGAGCCAACCUCAAGUUCAAAGAGAUGGAAAGAUAUAUUAUUCAAGAAAGGUGACAAGAAAACUUCAACGGCAGCCAAGAAACAAGAAGAGAAAGAUAAAGACAAAGAGAAGAAGAGAGACAGAAAGAGUCAAAGUGGAGCGAGUUCAGCUGAGUUGAAUAUCAACAUAUGGCCAUUUUCACGUAGUAGAUCCGCAGGGAACAGUGUGACCCGACCCAAGUUGUUUCCCGGAGCUCCCGGAACCCGGAAGGUAAGUAGCGCCCCUUGUUCAAGGAGCAAUUCAGCAGGGGAAUCCAAAUCAAGAAAGUCUUUGCCAAGUAGUCCGGGUCGACCCGGUGUCCAUUUGGGUCGGAGUAGCCCGGUUUGGCAGGUCCGACGCGGAGGCAGUUCCGGCACGAAGAGUAGCCUUCUCGAGCCAGUGGUUAGGAGUGGUGAAAAACUGAGCAGUAAAAAGGAAUUCACCACCGAGCCUCGCCGCGGUAAAAAUAUAGCAAAUGGCAAUGGUAGCACUAAUGGUGCUAGAACAACAAAGGUUUUGAACAUUAAUGUGCCCAUGUGUAUUGGGUAUAGAAACCAUUUGAGUUGUAGAAGUGAUGAAAAUAGUGCUAUUGGUGCCGGUGGCAGCAGCGGCGGUGGUGGUAAAAAUAUUGACGGCGGGGGCAGCAGCGGUGGUGGUAGCGGUGUUAAUAGCACCAUAAAUGUUGGAAAUGGUGGCAAUCUUUUUAAUUUGCGUAGCCUCUUCACCAAAAAAGUUUAUUAG